UGGGCGGCUGCCCCCGCGAGAGUGCGGCCGUGAAGGGGGAGGUCUGGUCCCGCGCUCGCGCUCGCCUUACUCUCGACUUCCCUCCGCCAGCUGUCUCGCGUGGCCCGGGUCUCUGGUCGCGCGCGCGGCCUCAGGGCAAGAUGAGGCGGGCGGCGCUGCGGCUUUGUACCACCUUGGGCAAGGGGCUGCGUGCUCCUGGCAGAGGACUCACUCAAGGAUCCGAGAAUCCCGAGAAACAGAGAGUCCUCCACCUGCAUGAAGCAUGUUCACCUAUACAUGUGAAUCACGUUCGUGAUAAGUUGCGGGAGAUAGUAGGAGUCUCCACAAACUGGAGAGACCAUGUGAAAGCAAUGGAGGAAAGAAAAUUACUUCAGAGUUUUUUGGCUCAGUCACAGAAAGGACUGCCACCCAGGAGAAUGAAAGACAGUUAUAUCGAGGUUCUCUUGCCUUUGGGUAGUCAGCCUGAAUUACGAGAGAAAUACUUGACUGUUCAAAACACCAUCAGAUUUGGCAGGAUUCUUGAGGAUCUUGACAGCCUAGGAGUUCUCAUUUGCUACAUGCACACCAAGAUUCAUUCAGCUAAGGCGUCUCCUCUGUCUAUAGUUACAGCCCUGGUGGACAAGAUUGAUAUGUGUAAGACGAGCUUAAGUCCAGAACAGGACAUCAAGUUCAGUGGCCAUGUCAGCUGGGUUGGGAAGACAUCCAUGGAAGUGAAGAUGCAAAUGUUUCAGUUACACGGCAAUGAAUUUUGUCCUGUUUUGGAUGCAACCUUUGUAAUGGUGGCUCGUGAUUCUGAAAAUCAAGGGCCGGCAUUUGUAAAUCCACUCAUCCUUGAAAGCCCAGAGGAAGAAGAACUCUUUAGACAAGGAGAAUUGAACAAGGGUAGAAGGGUUGCCUUCAGCUCCACGUCAUUACUGAAAAUGGCUCCCAGUGCCGAGGAGAGGACAACCAUACAUGAAAUGUUUCUUAGCACGCUCGAUCCAAAGACUAUAAGUUUUCAAAGUCGAGUUUUACCCCCUCAUGCGGUGUGGAUGGAGGAUUCAAAACUGAAGAGCUUGGAAAUUUGCCACCCUCAGGAGCGGAACAUUUUCAAUCGGAUCUUUGGCGGUUUCCUUAUGAGGAAAGCGUAUGAACUUGGAUGGGCUACCGCUUGUAACUUUGGUGGUUCCCGACCGUUUGUAGUAGCAGUGGAUGAUAUCAUGUUUCAGAAACCCGUUGAGGUUGGAUCACUGCUGUUUCUUUCUUCGCAGGUUUGCUUUACUCGGGACAGUUACAUUCAAGUCAGAGUGCACAGUGAGGUGGCCUCUCUUGCGAAUAAAGAGCAUAUGACCACCAAUGUCUUCCAUUUCACGUUCAUGUCAGAAAAAGAAGUGCCCUUGGUUUUCCCCAGAACCUACGGAGAGUCCAUGUUGUAUUUAGAUGGGCAGCGGCAUUUCAACUCCAUGAGUGUACCGGCGAACUUGAGAAAGGACUACCUUGUGGAGCCCUAGGAAAACCAUGCUUGUUUAAGAGCAGCCCUCCACGGUGGCAUAGUGCCUGUUGAAAGCCCGAUCAAGUGUUUUGGUUUCAGUCUUUAUUCUCAUCCUCUGUUGAGAAGAAGAAUGUAUUCAACCUUUAGGAUGAUCAGCAAAGCAGAACAAGGGAGUGGCUGGGUGGGGCAGAGGAAGAGGGAGUUAUUAAACAAUAAACACUCUCAAGACAAUUUAAAUUAGAAACCUA
This is a messenger RNA of Neofelis nebulosa (Clouded leopard), 1719 nucleotides long. It is a transcript of the gene ACOT9, whose product is annotated as acyl-CoA thioesterase 9. Gene Ontology annotation, molecular function: fatty acyl-CoA hydrolase activity. The record is from RefSeq and is a predicted model, not a curated record. The transcript has 16 exons. The coding region runs from base 141 to 1490 and encodes 449 amino acids. Gene Ontology annotation, biological process: acyl-CoA metabolic process. NCBI's taxonomy places the organism in Eukaryota, Metazoa, Chordata, Mammalia, Carnivora, Felidae. Gene Ontology annotation, cellular component: mitochondrion.